Carcharodon carcharias (great white shark) is the source of this 1089-nucleotide messenger RNA. Its product is annotated as somatostatin receptor type 1-like. Gene Ontology annotation, molecular function: neuropeptide binding; somatostatin receptor activity. The record is from RefSeq and is a predicted model, not a curated record. Gene Ontology annotation, cellular component: neuron projection; membrane. Lineage: Eukaryota; Metazoa; Chordata; Chondrichthyes; Lamniformes; Lamnidae. Bases 1 to 1089 code for a protein of 362 amino acids. Gene Ontology annotation, biological process: neuropeptide signaling pathway; cellular response to glucocorticoid stimulus. The transcript has a single exon.
AUGAAGCAUCUCAACAAAUCCUGGGAAGAGUUUCCCAAGUCCGGGCUCCCGAACACCUCCAGCUCCGGUGGAGAGAACUUCGAUGCCAGCACGAUUGUCAUCCCGUCCAUUUACGCCCUGGUCUGCUGCGUGGGCGCGCUGGGCAAUGCCAUGGUCAUCUAUGUCAUCCUCAAGUACGCCAAGAUGAAGACGGCCACCAACAUCUACAUCCUGAACCUGGCGGUGGCCGACGAGCUCUUCAUGCUGAGCGUUCCUUUCCUGGCUACCUCGGUUGCCCUGCACCACUGGCCCUUCGGGUCCCUCAUGUGCCGCCUGGUCCUGAGCGUCGAUGGCGUCAACAUGUUCACUAGCGUCUUCUGCCUGACCGUGCUGAGCGUGGAUCGCUACAUCGCGGUGGUCCAUCCCAUCAAGGCAGCGAGUUGCCGGAGACCGACAGUGGCCAAAAUCAUCAACGUCCUGGUCUGGGUGCUCUCCUUGCUGGUCAUCCUGCCCAUCGCUAUCUACGCGGACACUGUCCGCACCUCCGAGGGGACAGUGGUCUGCAAUCUGCUGUGGCCUGAGGCCUCUUGGUCCAAGGCCUUUGUGGUCUACACCUUCCUCCUGGGGUUCCUGCUGCCGGCCUUGGCCAUUUGCCUCUGCUACUGCCUCAUUGUGCUCAGGAUGAGGUCUGUGGCCCUCAAGGCAGGCUGGCUGCAGCGCAGGAGGUCCGAGAAGCGUAUCACCUGGAUGGUGAUGCUGGUGGUGGCCGCCUUCGCCGUCUGCUGGAUGCCCUUCUACGUUGUCCAGAUGGUCAACGUCUUCCUGUACCCGACGGACCCCACCCUCACCCAGCUCUUCAUCAUCCUCAGCUACGCCAACAGCAGUGCCAACCCCAUCCUGUACGCCUUCGUCUCGGACAACUUCAGGCGCUCCUUCCAGAGGAUCCUCUGCUUCCGCUGGUUCGACGCUGGCCUCAAGGAGCCUGUCGACUAUUGCGCCCUGGCCCUCAGGAGCAAGGUUUGCCAUGCCAAGGAGGACCAGCAAGACUGCCUGGGCUCUGAGAUGGCCUACCGGAAUGGGACCUACACCUCGAGGGUGACCACCUUAUAA